GCUGCAUUAUACUUUGGAAGCCGAUCGAGGCGAGAUUUCGGAGACAAGUUCUGGGGUUUACAAGACAGACUUCAGCUUUUCCAAAAUCACUUUUGAAGUGCUCUUUAAAGGAUUAUAGCAUUCAAUUCUCCAUCAGUCAGGCGGCAUCAUGGUGGAGCAAGAGGGAUUAUUGUCAGGCGGACAGACUCCGGAAAACCGUUAUUCAACGACAGUUAUGACCUCCCGGUUACGUGCAUUGGGUGGAAGAAUUAAUAACAUACGCACCUCAGAAUUACCCAAAGAGAAAACUCGAUCUGAAGUCGUCUGCAGCAUCCGCUUUUUAGAUGGCUUGGUACAGACUUUUAAAGCCAAUAAACAAGAUACCGGUCAAGUUCUUCUGGAUAUGGCAUACAACCACUUGGGUGUGACCGAAAAGGAAUAUUUUGGUUUGCAGCAUGGCGAUGAUUCAGUAGACUCUCUUAGAUGGCUGGAAUCAAGCAAGCCCAUCAGGAAGCAGUUAAAAGGAGGUUUCCCCUGUACUCUGCAUUUUCGAGUAAGAUUUUUUAUACCUGAUCCCAACACACUGCAGCAAGAACAAACCAGGCAUUUGUAUUUCUUACAACUGAAGAUGGAUAUUUGUGAAGGAAGGUUAACCUGCCCUCUUAACUCAGCGGUGGUUCUAGCAUCCUAUGCAGUGCAAUCGCAUUUUGGAGACUAUGAUUCUUCCAUUCAUCAUCCAGGCUAUCUUUCUGAUAGUCAGUUUAUACCAGAUCAGAACGAUGACUUUUUAACGAAGGUGGAAUCGCUCCAUGAACAGCACAGUGGACUAAAGCAGUCAGAAGCUGAAUCUUGCUUUAUCAACAUAGCACGGACCCUCGACUUCUAUGGAGUGGAGCUACACAGCGGUAGGGAUCUGCACAAUUUAGAUCUAAUGAUUGGGAUUGCUUCUGCGGGCAUUGCCGUGUACCGAAAAUACAUUUGCACAAGUUUCUAUCCUUGGGUGAACAUUCUAAAGAUUUCUUUCAAAAGGAAAAAGUUCUUCAUACAUCAACGACAAAAACAGACUGAAUCCAGGGAACAUAUUGUGGCCUUCAACAUGUUAAAUUACCGAUCUUGUAAAAACUUGUGGAAAUCCUGUGUGGAACACCAUACAUUCUUUCAGGCUAAGAAGCUACUACCUCAGGAAAAGAAUGUUCUGUCUCAGUACUGGACUAUGGGCUCUAGGAACCCCAAAAAGUCUGUAAAUAACCAGUAUUGCAAAAAGGUGAUUGGAGGGAUGGUGUGGAACCCAGCCAUGCGGAGAUCGUUAUCAGUGGAGCACUUAGAAACCAAGAGCCUGCCUUCUCGGUCCCCUCCUAUCACUCCUAACUGGCGGAGUCCUCGGCUCCGGCACGAAAUCCGGAAGCCACGGCACUCUUCCGCAGAUAACCUUGCGAACGAGAUGACGUACAUUACCGAAACUGAAGAUGUGUUUUACACGUACAAGGCCUCCCUGUCCCCGAAAGACAGCGAUUCCGAGGUUUCUCAGAACCGGAGCCCUCACCGAGAGAGUCUAUCCGAGAACAACCCAGCACAAAGCUGCCUGACCCAGAAGUCAUCCAGUUCUGUAUCUCCAUCUUCAAACGCUCCAGGCUCCUGCUCAACAGAUGGCGUUGAUCAGCAGUUCAUAGAGGCCUUCCACAGGGUGACCAAAGGGGGCUCCACCGAGGACUCCAGCCAGUACUACUGUGACAAGAAUGAUAAUGGUGAUGGCUACUUAGUUUUGAUCCGCAUCACGCCAGACGAAGAUGGAAAAUUUGGAUUUAAUCUUAAGGGAGGAGUGGAUCAAAAGAUGCCUCUUGUGGUAUCAAGGAUAAACCCAGAGUCACCUGCGGACACCUGCAUUCCUAAGCUGAACGAAGGGGAUCAAAUUGUGUUAAUCAAUGGCCGGGACAUCUCAGAACACACCCAUGACCAAGUGGUGAUGUUCAUCAAAGCCAGCCGGGAGUCCCACACGCGGGAGCUGGCCCUGGUGAUCAGGAGGAAAGCUGUCCACUCAUUCACUGACAUCAGAUCUGAAGAUGAACUGAACCAGCUUUUCCCAGAGGCCAUUUUCCCCACUUGUCCAGAGGGUGGGGACACCUUGGAGGGAUCCAUGGAACAGCUAAAGAAGGGCCUUGAAAGCGGGACAGUGCUGAUCCAGUUUGAGCAACUCUAUAGAAAGAAGCCCGGUCUGGCCAUCACGUUUGCAAAGCUGCCUCAAAAUUUGGACAAAAACCGAUAUAAAGAUGUGCUGCCUUAUGACACCACCCGGGUAUUAUUGCAGGGAAAUGAAGAUUAUAUUAAUGCGAGUUAUGUGAACAUGGAAAUUCCUGCUGCUAACCUUGUGAACAAGUACAUCGCCGCUCAGGGGCCCCUGCCACAUACCUGUGCACAAUUUUGGCAAGUCGUCUGGGAUCAGAAGUUAUCACUCAUUGUCAUGUUGACGACUCUCACAGAGCGAGGGCGGACCAAAUGUCACCAGUACUGGCCUGAUCCUCCCGACGUCAUGGAACACGGCAACUUUCACAUCCGCUGUCAGUCAGAGGACUGCACCAUUGCUUAUGUGUUCCGAGAAAUGCUGGUCACCAACACCGAGACCGGGGAAGAGCACACUGUGACACAUCUCCAGUAUGUUGCGUGGCCUGACCACGGCGUUCCUGAUGACUCCUCGGACUUUCUGGAAUUUGUAAACUACGUGAGGUCCCUGAGAGUGGAUGGUGAACCGGUGUUAGUUCACUGCAGUGCUGGCAUAGGUCGUACUGGCGUGUUGGUCACCAUGGAAACAGCCAUGUGCCUAACUGAGAGAAACCUGCCCGUUUACCCACUGGACAUCGUCCGGAAAAUGCGAGACCAGCGUGCCAUGAUGGUGCAGACAUCAAGCCAGUACAAGUUUGUAUGUGAAGCGAUUCUUCGUGUUUAUGAAGAAGGCUUAGUCCAAAUGCUGGAUCCCAGUUAAGACAACUGUGAAAUGUUCAUUCCUCUUUCCCAGAGGCAUCCUCCUUAAGGACAGACCUUCUCUUUGGAAGCAGCAAGAGGAAUUUGUAGGCUGUGGGGAAGGAAUGAGCACAUUUGAACCCAGGCACUUUAAAGUUCUAUAGAAGAGGUAUCGUGUACAUAGGAACAGUGUAGAUACGCAUGCGGUCGCAGCGUCAGUUAGGCCCGUUAUUCCUCAGAGAGAAGUAAGCAAAUGCGGAUCUCAGUUUGGGGCCUGUCCUAUUGCCUUCCUCCCUAGACAUCACUGUGUUCCUGUAAACCAUCCUUGGGCAAUUGAGAGGGGACGCCAGCAAUGCUCUUGACCGCCCAGAAACAAGAUGGUGUGGCUAUUUAGAGUUGCUUGGAUGUUUUGUGUGUAUAUGUUUAUCGGACUCUAAGGGCUGAGCUUUCUGUCCGUCUAGACGGAGCUGGAACCGUUAGCAUUCACCUGCCCCCUGCUAAGGAAACCCUGAUGAAUGUACUAAAUGGCAGGGUGGUGGGAUUUCAGGCUGAAGGAGCGGGCAGUACCUUUUCUGGCCUCCCUUCCUCUGUCCCAUCUCCCUGCCACGUCCCAUAUUCAUGUUUCUGAGAAUCCUGUCUAAGAUGCCCCGCUUCCUUCCUGCAUUACUGACCCUAUUCAGGUGCUCACGCGGUGCCUGGACCGGAUUAGUCAUGCAGCUUCGGUUGAGUUUUCAGUGGAGACUCUGAACAUGAGGACUCCCGCUGCAUCCUGUCGUCCGUGUGUUAGUUUUAGGAGGAAGUGCUCUUCGCCUCUGCUUGCCUCUUGCUGUACAUGCAGAACCCGAGACUGGAAUUAUCGACUACUGAAUCUACUACAUGGAUUGCUGCUACUUCAAGCUAUGUUACACUUGAAACAUUACGAUUUUCCUGAGGGGAGAUGGGAUAUCAUCUAAAUGUUCAGAAUCGUUGGCCCUGCUGAGGAAAGAUCUAGUCAUGGAACCAUGGGAAACCCAGCUUCUAGAGGGUUGUCCGUGGAUGUGUGUGGAUGUGUGUGUGUGCGCGCCCAUGGUAAGUGUUUCUCAGGACUCCUAACUUGAUUCAAAUUACAGUUGAGUUUAUAUAAAGAAUGAGUCUCUGUAUAGAAGAACAAAUGUGUGCAUUCACCCUCAGUUACAAUGGUCUCCAUUUCAUUUCAAAGGAGAGGAUCAGGCUAUCUGAAUAUAAACACAAUUUGAUGUUAAUUUAUUCUAAGUUCACCCUGAUUUUGAUUGUCCUAAAGAAUUCUGCCUUUGUUCAUACUGUGUUAAAUUUUUUAAAAAUUUGUGACAGGAUUGUAGCAAAUUAUUAUUUAAGGAAAAUAAAUUACGUAAAAAUUUUAA
Messenger RNA from Herpailurus yagouaroundi (jaguarundi), 4313 nucleotides. RefSeq names its product protein tyrosine phosphatase non-receptor type 3 (gene PTPN3). Gene Ontology annotation, biological process: protein dephosphorylation. Bases 149 to 2956 code for a protein of 935 amino acids. Lineage: Eukaryota; Metazoa; Chordata; Mammalia; Carnivora; Felidae. Gene Ontology annotation, cellular component: cytoplasmic side of plasma membrane; cytoskeleton; cytoplasm. Gene Ontology annotation, molecular function: cytoskeletal protein binding; protein tyrosine phosphatase activity. The transcript has 26 exons. The record is from RefSeq and is a predicted model, not a curated record.